This is a messenger RNA of Triticum aestivum (bread wheat), 1395 nucleotides long. RefSeq names its product hydroxyphenylpyruvate reductase-like. Gene Ontology annotation, molecular function: hydroxypyruvate reductase [NAD(P)H] activity; glyoxylate reductase (NADPH) activity; NAD binding. The coding region runs from base 152 to 1102 and encodes 316 amino acids. Gene Ontology annotation, cellular component: cytosol. The record is from RefSeq and is a predicted model, not a curated record. The transcript is spliced from 2 exons. Lineage: Eukaryota; Viridiplantae; Streptophyta; Magnoliopsida; Poales; Poaceae.
GAGAGUUUAUGGCAGGCUUCGUAGGUUGUUCCUAGGUAUAGUGCGCGUUGUAGUCGCGUACCAGGUUUUAUAUAAGAUUUUUUGCCACCACCAACCCACCCGCCUGCCGCUACUGCUGCUCUCGGCGUUCGCGACGGCGACGGCGACGGCGAUGGAGACCCUGGGCGUGCUGCUGUUGCACCCCGUGAACGCCUACCUGGAGCAGGAGCUCGACCGCCGCUUCCGCCUCAUCCGCCUUUGGGACGCCCCUCCCGACGGCAGCGCCGAGUUCCUCCGCGCCAACGCCUCCGCCAUCCGCGCCGUCGUUGCCUACCCCGGCUACAGCGCCCUCGCCGCGCUCAUCGACGCGCUGCCGUCGCUCGAGAUCGUCCUGUCCUUCUCCGUGGGGAUCGACCACGUCGACCUCCCCAAGUGCCGCGAGCGCGGGAUCCGCGUCACCAACACCCCCGACGUCCUCACCGACGACGUCGCCGACCUCGCCGUCGGCCUCGCCGUCGCCGCGCUACGGAGAAUCCCGCAGGCCGACCGCUUCGUGCGCGCCGGCCUGUGGAAGGCCAAGGGGGACUACGCACUCACCACGCGAUUCAGUGGCAAAAGAGUGGGCAUUAUUGGGCUGGGCAGGAUAGGGCUUGCCAUUGCCACUCGAGUGGAGGCCUUUGAUUGCCCAGUUAACUACUACCAGAGAACAAAGAAGGACUACCCCAGUUACACCUAUUACCCUUCUGUAGUUGGAUUGGCAGCAAGCAGCGACGUCCUCGUGGUGGCUUGCUCAUUGAAUGAACAGACUCGCCACAUUGUCAACCGUGAGGUGAUCGAGGCACUCGGACCCAAGGGUGUGCUCAUAAACAUCGGGCGUGGCCCUCAUGUUGAUGAGCCUGAGCUUGUCUCUGCCCUCAUUGAGGGGCGCCUUGGUGGGGCAGGCCUCGAUGUGUUUGAGGAUGAGCCCAAUGUGCCCGAGUCCCUCUUCACACUUGACAAUGUUGUCCUGGUAUCACACAUGGGGAGCGGGACACACGAGACGCGCAAGGCGAUGGCGGACCUGGUUCUCGAUAACCUGGAGGCGCAUGUUCUGAAGAAACCACUGCUGACACCUGUUAUCUGAUAUGAUGAUCUCUGGUCGCAAGCAUCAACGGGCAUUAUAAUGUGUUUUAUAUGCCUCCUGUUAUUUGAAGUUGUUAUCUCAAGGUAUGUUCUAUGUGGAUGGCCUCAAAAACAAUUUCUCUCUUUGUAAGCCGGUUUGUUUGGCUUUAUCAAUAUUUAAUAAUACUCCCUCCGUCCGAAAAUACUUGUCGGAGAAAUGGAUAAAUAUGGAUGUAUCUAGAACUAAAAUACACGUAGAUACAUUCAUUUCUACGACAAGUAUUUCCGGACGGAGGAAGUAUAUGGUUGCAUGCA